GCCAGCAGUAUCCUCGCCCAAUUGCCCACUUCCUUCCUCCAGCCGCAAUAAGUCGAGGAUACGCAAAAUACCUCAUAGGGUACAGACUGCCACUGUGACUUUGGCAGAUUGCUGCACUUCAAAGCUUACGAAGCUGCCCUACAUUCGUUCAAGAAGAUGGAUCGCUCCAGAUCUCCCCCAAAACCAGAAACUCGAUUUCACUACCCUCAAUACAGAAACCAGCAACCCCAGCAAGCCAUGCCUGGGUAUGCUCACGCCUCUCAAUACCAGCAGUCCCAGCAAUUUCCUCCUCACCCGUCAGUGAGAGUACCACCAAAUGUCAGACUCGCUGCAAGACAAGUCCCAGCCGGUGUUGGCAUCUCCCCUCCGCCAGUCAGAUAUGAAGCUCCACAACAACCGCAGAGGGACCCUGGGUCUGGACGGUUGGUCCAAGAUUUCAGGUUUCCCACUGCUUCGAAUGUGAGGCAAGAUUCAUCACUAUCGCCAGGCCGAAAGUACAAUGCACAUGAUUCCUCGAUGUCAUCCGUGUUGGACGAUUUUGCCGCUCCUGGAACAACACCUGGCUCAAGGUCACGAGGCUUCCCAACUCCUGUGAGAUACUCAGGAUCUGUCUAUGCUGAAAGCGAAGCUCUUGGGGUCGAUGAGCGGUAUGAUCAAGACUUCCUCAGCCCGAUUGAGAGCAGUAGACCAAGCUCCGCAGAUGCAAGCCCACAGAUAUUGCGACAGGCCAGCCUCGGAAAGAGGGCGAGACCUGCAAUGACGACGAUAAAGAACAAGAAUGGCCACCUAGACCAUGACCUACCAGAAGAUCCUCCAGCGUAUACCCAGACCAGCAGAACUAAUACCAUCAACGCGUUAAGCGCAGCCGUCGCUGCUGGCGUCAGUAACAAGAACUCGCCGCUGCAAAUCGAUACACCAGGAUCGCGGAGUACUCCUGUAAGGAUGCCGUUCGACACAUCUCCGCCUUCCUCACCAUCCGCCGAUAGAGAAUUCUUACAAACCCCAAAGUCACCUAUGACCAUGGCAUCGCACAAAUUCCCGGAACAGACCCCACGUUCACUGCAUUCCAACAAAUCCAGUAAUCCAUUGCUCGGGCUGGGAAUCGAUCAGCCUGCCCCUGCCAUGAGCGAUAGGGUACCUCCGGGGCGACGGCCACCGCAGUUGGACAUGGACGCAGUUAGGGACGUCCAGAAUCGCGGCAGUACGACGAGUCUAGCAGACCUCAUCAAACGCGCCACGAGACUGGCUGCAAACCUGGACAGAGGCAAAACAGCCAGUCGACUAGGUAUGCUUGACAUGUGGGGAAGUACCGACAAACUGAGCGGCAACAAUCGACAGUCAACCAUGUCAGACAUGAUAUCGGCUUUCCCUGCUCCAGCGGUGGGAGGAACACCCACCACCAGAAGAGAUGGGGCCUGGCCUCUGAGCGAAAAGGGUGAUGCCUAUGCCUCAACGACCGAUUUGUCGAGAUACCAGCCUACGAGCCAGCGGCGAAAGUGCUGCGGCAUGUCGAUACCCGUUUUCUUUUCCUUUCUAGUCAUCGCCACUGUCCUCAUUGCUGCAGCUGUACUAAUACCGAUCUUCCUGGUCCUCGUACCCAAAGAACACUCCACCGAUAACAAAUGCGCAACCAGUCAUCCUUGUCACAAUGGGGGUACCAGUAUUGUGAGCGCGGAUGCGUGUGUCUGCGUCUGUUCGAACGGCUUCACUGGAAGUUCCUGUGAUACAUCUGGAGACACGCAAGACUGCAUGACGAUGACCUUGAACGAUGGCACAACUCAGUACGAGAACGCAACUAUAGGUCUGUCAGUGCUGCCUUCUCUCACCGAUGCACAAAGUCGAUUCAACAUAUCCCUGAACGUGUCGACCAUCCUAUCUGUAUUCUCUUUAAAUAACUUGUCAUGCACCAGCGAGAACUCUCUGGCCGAUUUCAAUUCGACAGACGCAACCACAAAAACCAAACGAUUUGUCGUACUGGCGGGUCUGGAGCCUGGUGAACCUGUUCCGAUACUCGCGAACCCAGCUGUACCAGAGGUCAGCGAGCGUGCUUUACCGGUUGUUGCGGCCCGUCUCCAAAGAAGACAAACCAGCGAGACCAUUGGCACUUCGAAUGGAAUUGUUUUCCAGGCAACAACCGCGACGUCUAUUGGGGCCAUCAGCACCCCUACCGCAGCAAUCGGCACCGAUGUAUCAACCGUCACUAGUGUUGGCGGGACGACAAGCGCAACAGGUUCAGCUGCGACUGCGACAUCUUCGUCAACGGAUGCAAGCGCCACAGGGAGCUCCAGCAAUUCGACGUCCUCCACCGUGACGGAUGAAGAGCUUGAGUUUGCUCGCGUCGUUGUCCUCUAUGUUCUGCAGCAGUCGCAGACCGUGAGCGUGGCAGUCAACGCGCAGGAACAGAUGGAAUCGUUCUUUUCGACGCAGACUGGCGGCAACGGCUCGAGCACAGUCGACGUUGGUACGGGUAAUCUGCACUUGACGGCCAAUUUCACUGCCUUUACCAUAACGAAUGGUGAUGGAGUGGUCGUCGGUGGCGAGAGCGGAUCUUAGCGAUGGCAGCGGUGAGAGCAUAACUUGGCUCUUUCUGAGUUACGGUGAUAAUGAGCUGGGGUGUCCCGUAUUGCUUGGGUGAGAACUUGGAUAUCGCCAAACAGGUGAGGCGGCAAUAUUCCCUUGAUGAUAGACAUUAUUGGGGCUAUACUGUCUGGCUCGGGGCUCGGGCUCGAGCGAUCUAUCGAUUGUACU
Molecule: messenger RNA, 2748 nt
Organism: Exophiala viscosa
Lineage: Eukaryota; Fungi; Ascomycota; Eurotiomycetes; Chaetothyriales; Herpotrichiellaceae
Exons: 1
Coding region: 157-2553 (798 amino acids)
Source: RefSeq, a predicted model, not a curated record